AUGGACGGUGAACCCCUUCCUCCUGGUUGGGAAUCGAGAAUAGAUCCGAGAAACGGAAGGGAAUACUUUAUCAACCACAAUACUCGAUCAACAACAUGGAAGGAUCCAAGAUCAAGAAAUAUAUUCAAUGUGCCUGUAAACACCCAACCGAGGACAGUCCCCACAGUCCCUUCUAACAACACUCCCAAUGAGAGCGGGACUCAAUCGCCCAUGUCAAUCACGGAAGAACAAAUCCAAAAAAUUGAGUUAAUACGCAAAGAAAUAUCAGCCUUUGAGGACGUCAUUCAACAAAUUAAUAAAAAUGUCAUCAAACCACUAAACGACAAACCUUCGCAGGAGGAAACGUGGAUUGAAGAAAAUUUGCCAAUGUGGGAUAGAAUCACUUCUGAUCAAAAGAAAAUGUUUCGAGGCGUGGAUGAAGGAGUAAUGAAAUGUUUGUGCAAAUUGGAUGCGAUUGAAUCCCUGGGUUCGGAUGAUAUUAAACAAAAAAGAAAAAAUGUUGCAGAGUACGGAAAUGACCUUAUUCGGAGAUUAGCUGCUAUGAUGGGACGUGGAGAAAGUUUUGACUUUAAAUAA
This is a messenger RNA of Octopus sinensis (East Asian common octopus), 576 nucleotides long. Its product is annotated as transcriptional coactivator YAP1-A-like. NCBI's taxonomy places the organism in Eukaryota, Metazoa, Mollusca, Cephalopoda, Octopoda, Octopodidae. Gene Ontology annotation, molecular function: protein-folding chaperone binding. The record is from RefSeq and is a predicted model, not a curated record. Bases 1 to 576 code for a protein of 191 amino acids. The transcript has a single exon.